AUGGAAAAAAACACUAAACCCAUUAUCAAAACAUUCGUUCUCUGUUUAUUUACUUCUGUGGCCACCACAAGUUUUAUUAAUGGUGCUACAGAUGAAACACUCAGUAACUGUGUUGUAGAUAUUGUGAGGGAAGGAAGUAAUAACAUGUCUCUUUUGGAUUUUACUCUCGUGAAUGUAGAGGACGAUUUAAUAAUAUCGUCAUUACAUAAACUCGGAGGUCUACGUUUUAUUUCGAGAACAUUUUCAUUUGAUUAUUACAGAAUUUAUAACAAUGCUUAUAUCAUUGAAAGCGAAAAUCUCCAAGUACUAAGCGAUGGAUUAAGUCAAGUUGUUAAUGAUAGACAGUGGAAUCCUAAAGCUAGAUUUCUUAUAAUACUCAAAAAUUUGAAGGACCGCGAUGUACUUAAUCUUACAAAUUGGUUUUCUGAACAUAAUGUGGAUGACGUAUUUUUCAUUACACCCAAGAGGAAGAUUUAUGCUGUUUAUAAAUUAAAUGUUGCAUCAAAUAAUUAUUGCCAUACAUCCAGCAAGUGGGCAUUAGUAUCAUCUUGUUCUGAACAUCUAACUGAAAAGAAAAUUCCGGUUCUAAGAAGACAACAAAGUAUUCGUAAUUGUCGAUUUAAAUUCAUCACGUAUAACAUGUGGCCUUUUACCAAUUUUGAUGAUACAAAUAGAGAAGGAAUUGAACAACGUGUUCUAAGAGAUUUUGAAAAAUAUAAAAAUGUCAAGAUUGAACUUCAUACAGUAAUGGAAGAAACUGAUGCACAUGGAGUUAUAGUACCGAUUUCUAUUAAAAGUAUGCUGAAAAGCGUACAGGAUAACAAAUUUGAAGGAGCAGUUGGAGGUUUUAUAACGACCACUGGCAAUGAACUUUUGUCACAAGCGUGUUUGCUUAGAGUAUAUUGUUUCAGUGAACAAAUUCAACCCAUGGAGGAAAAUGAAUUUAAUAAUACGCAAAAUUAG
This is a messenger RNA of Arctia plantaginis, 963 nucleotides long. Lineage: Eukaryota; Metazoa; Arthropoda; Insecta; Lepidoptera; Erebidae. The record is from the annotation of a GenBank genome assembly.